This is a messenger RNA of Clonostachys rhizophaga, 1374 nucleotides long. The record is from the annotation of a GenBank genome assembly. NCBI's taxonomy places the organism in Eukaryota, Fungi, Ascomycota, Sordariomycetes, Hypocreales, Bionectriaceae.
AUGAGUAGCUUUAAGCCCGGUACGACAGCUGCCGCCGACGAGCGAGCACCCCUCCUCAAUGGCGGCUCAUCCAGGUCUCACACCCAUGUGAGCCGUGGUCAUGUUGAGCAUCAUAAUCACCGUUCGCCUGUCAUCACCUUCUUGAUCGACUCCGAGCACACCCCUGGUCUGGACAGCGAGAACCUCACAAUCCACUGUCUUGCCAAAACAUGGCACGUCACCAAGGUGACCCUUUUUAGCAACUAUGUCAACCUUCUUCUUCCUUGUGUCCCAAUUGGCAUCGUUGCCGGCGCGCUGGGCUGGAACCCUACCGCCGUAUUCACCCUUAAUUUCUUUGCCAUUAUGCCUCUCGCAGCUGUGCUUUCCUUUGCCACCGAAGAAAUAUCGCUGAAGUUAGGUGAAACGAUGGGCGGUCUCCUGAAUGCGACAUUCGGAAAUGCUGUUGAGUUGAUUGUGAGCAUCGUUGCUUUGAAGGAUGGCCAAAUCGGCAUCGUUCAGUCCUCUAUGCUAGGAUCUAUCCUGUCCAACUUGCUCCUUGUCAUGGGCAUGUGCUUUUUCUUUGGCGGUCUUGUUCACCGAGGAGAGAGCGGAAACGGAUUCGAGCAAAAGUUUUCAUCAGCGGUUGCUCAAGCUAGCUGCUCCUUGAUGACUCUGUCCUCCGCCUCUCUUAUCAUUCCUGCUGCGCUUUACGGCGUACUGGCUCAGGUUAGCGAUGGAAAGGAUGGAAAGAUGGACAAGGACGCCAGCAUUCUUCAGCUAUCCCGCGGAACCGCCAUCAUUCUCCUAAUUUUAUACGUUUUGUAUCUCGUGUUCCAACUCCGAACCCACAGCAACCUGUUCGAUCCCGAAGAGCAACCCACCAACGACGACGAGGAACCCGAAGAGCCCAGCCUUGGCCCCGUUGCCGCCGGCGCCGUUCUUGUUGCCACAACUGUUUUGGUCGCCAUCUGCGCUGAGUAUCUUGUUGGAAGCAUUGACAGCCUGGUCGAAACUGCUGGCAUCAGCAAGGCAUUCAUUGGUCUGAUCCUGAUCCCAAUUGUUGGAAACGCCGCCGAACACGUCACUGCAGUUGUCGUUGCCGUUCGAAACAAGAUGGACCUGGCCAUGGGUGUGGCCAUCGGCUCGAGUAUCCAGAUUGCGCUUCUCGUCACACCAUUCCUGGUCAUUGUUGGAUGGAUCAUCAAUCAGCCCAUGUCCCUCCACUUCGAGACCUUUGAAACCGUCGCAUUUGCGGUUUCGGUGCUUGUUGUUACCUAUACUGUGCAAGACGGUCGAUCAAACUAUCUGGAGGGUGCCAUGCUUCUCGGUCUAUACAUCAUCAUCGCAGUCGCUUUCUACGUUGUUCCGGGCAGCGCUCUCGACCCUGAUGCUUGA